UAUAACUGUUUUUUUCUUCUUCUUCUUCUUCUUUCAGAAAUCUACUUUUAACAGAUCUGGAUUACAAAUGGGUAAAGAGGACUGAGCUGAUAGGAUGCAUGUGCGUUUUAAAACCUAGUGCAGCGUAUAAUUUCGCGGCAUGGAAGAAGUCAGAAAACUAAAGCACGGCGGUUGGAAUGAACUCUGGUGAUAAAGAGAAAUAAUAAAUAAAAAAAAUAGAUCAGAUACAAAAUACGCACGUGGAUGGAUGAAGUUGCAUGUUGCGAACAAGUGAAAGCAAGAUAAAGACCAGAAGGAGGAGAAGUGAUGAUGAACUGGAGGAUCGGAUACAUCCGUGGAGAGAACGAUGAACGGAUACGUGCGUGUUUCUUGUUGUUGUUUUAUAAGGAUGGAGAUUUUUGUUGAAUCGUUAUUUUAUUUAUUAUUGUGAUUUUGUUCCGAAGCGCUAAAGGUGGAGCAAUGCAGGGGAGCUGAAGGCGUGCAGAGCGAAACAGACCUCACGAACAAAGUGCUGAAGGUGUUGCAACUCAACACUGCUCUUACACAUUUUUUUUUUUUUUUUUUUUAUUCUCUGCCUGGAUUUCUGCUUGUUCUUCCGAAAUAAAAGCGCGAUCAUCCAGGGGCUGGUGUGAGCGCGACUGAUCGAUCACACCACCGGUUUUGGAAAUACCCUUCGUUUCUUUUCUAUUUAUUCCGAUCUAAAUGGAAGUAUUGGAGAUCGAAGGCAGUGGUGACAGGAGCAGACAUGGUUCAUGGGCGCAGUUUCCUUCACGUUGUCGCAGGUCUCCUUAUGGUUGGCUUGUCCUUUGCGACAAAAAAAGAAGCAGUGAAAAACAACUCAGGGGUUCAACCAGCAGGCCAGUGUGGAACGUGGGUAAAAAAACCAGAGGGAGGACUCUUUACAUCCCCCAAUUACCCCAACAAAUACCCACCAGAGCGCGAGUGCAUUUUCGUCAUUGAAGCUCCCCCGAGACAGUGUAUUGAUCUCUUCUUUGACGAGAAGUACUCAAUAGAGCCUUCGUGGGAAUGUAAAUUUGACCACAUUGAAGUACGUGACGGACCUUUUGGCUUUUCUCCAAUAAUCGGACGCUACUGUGGCCAGCAGAGCCCGCAGUACAUUAGGUCGAGUGGCCGAUACCUCUGGAUAAAAUUUGUAGCAGAUGGUGAACUAGAAGCCAUCGGAUUUUCUGCGAACUACAACUUCACUACAGAUCCUGACUUUAAAGACAUGGGAGUCCCUAAGCCUCUUCCUGUAUGCGAGUUUGAAAUGAGUGGACCCGAAGGCAUCAUCGAAUCACAACAGAUCAUCAGAGACGGUAAAGCUUUACAGACGGAGGCUGUGGACUGCAAAUGGUUCAUCCGAGCUUCUCCUCGUUCUAAGAUUUACCUGCGGUUCCUGGACUAUGAGAUGCAGAACUCAAACGAGUGUAAGCGCAACUUCGUGGCUGUGUAUGAUGGAAGCGGCUCUGUUGAGGAUCUAAAGUGUAAAUAUUGCAGCACGGUGGCCAGUGACGUGACACUGAGAACAGCACUAGGUGUUGUGCGUAUGUGGGCCGAUGAGCACAGCCGCCGCAGCCGCUUCCGCAUCCUCUACACCACAUUUAAAGAGCCUCCCUGCGAGGCUGACAUGUUCUUCUGCCACAGUAACAUGUGCAUCAACAACUCACUGGUGUGUAAUGGAAUUCAAAACUGUGUGUAUCCAUGGGAUGAAAAUCACUGCAAAGAGAAAAGAAAAGCCAACAUCCUGGAUAACCUGAACAACACUAAUGGUAGCAUCAUUGGUGUGACGUGCUGCAUCGUCCUCGUCCUCCUCGUCAUAUCUGUCACAGUGCAGAUCAAGCAGCCAAGGAAGAAGUACAUGAUGCAGAACGACGACUUUCAGGAAGUGUUCCAGGAAACACCUCGUCGUUAUGACCUCAGUGACAUUGCCGAACUUACAGAUGAUGCAGAGACGACGUUCCAGAAGCGCUGUGUUCAUGAGCACCAUUGUGGCCGUGCCAAAACUGUGGCCGCGAUGGAUCCACAUCAUCACCACCACCAUUAUCAUCAUCAUCAUCAUCAUCAUGAUAACCAGCGCAGCAUCGUGGUCAUGAAGCACAGCUAUGCGCAAGAAGAAGCAGAUAUGGAAGAUGAGCUUGAUGAGGAGGUGCCGACCACCAGUCACCGACUGGCAAGACACGACAAAGCAGUGCAGCGAUGCAUCACAUCCCUGGAUCUUCCCAGGUAUGAAGACUUGACGGAGGAGAUGUAUAACACCCUGCUACUACAAUACUCUUGCGUUCAGUGGCAGUUAGUAACAGCAGUUACACCUGCACUUUCUCUGAUGGAUUAAACAUUUGUUGGAUUAUUUGUGCAGUGGAUUUUGUCCCUAUGCUGACUGAACACUAAAGAAAGAAUUUCUACAACAUGGCUGUGUGUUGCUGGGGUUUUGGUUUUUGGUUAAAAUUUGUCAUUCUAUUCUCAGUUGUUUCCUAUGUGUGGAAUAUAAAUCUGAUGAGUUCUUUAUUUCUCUCUCUGUCUCGGUUAACCUUUAAAAAAACUCUUGUAAUGAUAACUUUUGAAAUUAUGCUAAAUAUUCAUGCAAAAGUUUAACCUUUUUCCCUUAUUAAAAUAAACUACUUUCCUGUGGUAAGUUUUCUAAUCUUAUUACAGCUACCCAAUAAGUUUCCAUCUAACAAAACACCUCUUUAUAUAAAAAAAGAAGGAAUAAAGUGAAGCCCCUGAAAUAUUAACUUUAAAACCUAGAUUAGCAAGUCUUGU
Messenger RNA from Clarias gariepinus (North African catfish), 2760 nucleotides. RefSeq names its product neuropilin (NRP) and tolloid (TLL)-like 1, like (gene neto1l). Gene Ontology annotation, molecular function: protein binding. Lineage: Eukaryota; Metazoa; Chordata; Actinopteri; Siluriformes; Clariidae. Bases 746 to 2332 code for a protein of 528 amino acids. The record is from RefSeq and is a predicted model, not a curated record. The transcript has 10 exons.